AUGCAGUGCGACGAUGUGACUUGGAACAUUCUAAACAAAGGACAAUGCUCCUACAAGGCCUGGUCGAAGCCCAAAAUGUUCUGCCGCAACGAAAUGAAUUUGACCGGUUUGUGUAACAGAGCAUCGUGUCCAUUGGCAAAUUCACAGUACGCAACUGUUCGCGAGGAGAACGGAGUGUGCUAUUUGUAUGCAAAAGUUGUCGAACGAUCUCACUAUCCACGUCGUCUGUGGGAGAAGACGAAGCUGUCGAAAGACAUGAACAAGGCGCUCGAACAGAUCAGUGAUCAGCUGAUUCACUGGAGUGAGUACGUUAGACACAAGUGCAAAGCUCGUCUUAUCCGAAUUCAUCAGUAUUUGAUUCGAAUGCGAAAAAUGGCGGUUCGCGGAAACCAGAAGAAAUUGAUUCCAAUCGGACGCAAAGUUGAACGACGUGAGAAGCGUCGUGAGGAGAAGGCGUUGGUAGCAGCGAAACUGGAUCACGCUAUCGAGAAGGAGCUUCUAGCAAGACUCAAACAAGGAACCUAUGGAGACGUGUACAACUUCCGUCAAGAAGCCUUCGAACAGAUGCUCGAGAACACGGAGAAAGAGCUCGAAAUCGAGCAAGAAGUCGAGCAGGACGACCCAGACACCGGGGAGACUCAAUUCGUGGCUGAUUUUGAUAGUUCUGAUGAUGAGGAGGAUAUGGAGGAUGGUGGAGAUGGACAUUGGUCACCACAAGAGACUGACAGUGAGAAUGAGGAUAACUGGCAGCCAGAGGAAGAAGAGGAGGAGGAUUCUGAUGAGGACGGAGAGGAUGGUGAGGAACCAAUGGAGGUUGAUGAGCCACCGAAGAAGAAGGCUAAGAAGGAGGUCAAGAAGAAGACAGUGAAGAAGGCGGAUCCAAAGAAGAAGAAGCUGAAGAAGAGAGCUCAUGUGGAGAUUGAGUAUGAGGAGGAGGUCGAGCCAAGAGAAAGAGUCAAGGCAUAA
This is a messenger RNA of Caenorhabditis briggsae, 966 nucleotides long. Gene Ontology annotation, biological process: maturation of 5.8S rRNA; maturation of LSU-rRNA. Gene Ontology annotation, cellular component: preribosome, large subunit precursor; nucleolus. The transcript has 3 exons. The record is from RefSeq and is a predicted model, not a curated record. NCBI's taxonomy places the organism in Eukaryota, Metazoa, Nematoda, Chromadorea, Rhabditida, Rhabditidae. Bases 1 to 966 code for a protein of 321 amino acids.